Monomorium pharaonis (pharaoh ant) is the source of this 1917-nucleotide messenger RNA. RefSeq lists its product as uncharacterized. The coding region runs from base 445 to 1707 and encodes 420 amino acids. Gene Ontology annotation, biological process: sensory perception of taste. Gene Ontology annotation, cellular component: neuronal cell body; axon; membrane. The record is from RefSeq and is a predicted model, not a curated record. The transcript has 2 exons. NCBI's taxonomy places the organism in Eukaryota, Metazoa, Arthropoda, Insecta, Hymenoptera, Formicidae.
UUUCAAUAUAAAAUUAUUACAAUAUUAAAAAAUUGAUUUGUUAAUAAUGUACAAACACACACAUAUACACACACAGUAUACAUCUCAUUUUCAGAUUAAAGAGUAAAUAUAAAUUUACUCUCUAACUUUCUUUGUGACUCGUAUCACAGAUCAUUAUCUUUCCUUUUAUGCAUUUGCACGCCCUAAGCUUGAUUAACUAAUUCAUUAAAGGCAUUUAAUUUAUUAAAACCGCUUAUGAAGAGCAAUUAUCGUGUAAUUUAAUGUUGCAUGAGUAAUGCAUCAUUCUUCGUUCUACGUGAAGCACUAGGGAGAAUUGUCAAUUCGCGAGUGUUUUGCUUCAAGAAAGCUUUACUGUUUUCCUCCGAAAUAUUCUGUAUCUCGAAAAAAGUGUAAUCAAUACUCACUUGUGAAACGUGUCGAUUAACAACAAAAUACGAGACGAAAAUGGAGGAAAUCCAUAUGCAAAUAGAAGACGACUCAUCUUCGAUAGAGCACAUUUUACGUCCAAUAUCAUACAUCUCCUGGCUUUUAGGCGUCGGCGUUGCACGACCGCGGAACUGUUCCAAGGCUGUAACGAUAAUCAUACGUAUCGUUUACCUAGCCGUGUGUUUCGUUAACAUAGUGUACACUGUGAUAGAUCUCUCCAAUGUCGGUAGUGUCUUCGCUCUUGAAAGUGACAUAUUCGAGUUAAUAUACUUCACGAAUUUGGUGAUAAUUUACGUAGCGACAUUUUAUUAUAUUUAUCAUGGGAUUAGGCAGUACGACAAGUGGCCGGAGUUAAUGGACAGAAUAAAGGAUCUCGAUCAGGAGAUCAACAGGGAAACACUCAUGAAUGACAGACCAGUAAAGAAUGUGGAAGUGUUGGCAAUACUAACGAUAUUCGCUUGGUAUCCUUUGUUCCCGAUUGUGCAUGUCUUGUAUUAUUACUUUACAAAUCUAGAAAACAUUUUCAUGUCUGACUUGAUAUAUUAUCUCAUAACAGCGCGUUCUCUGAUUAAUAGCUUCGUGUUUGACAUUGUUGUUUAUGUGCUAUAUCACAGACUCCGAACGAUAAAUCAAUUGAUCGGCCAGUUGAAUAAAUUAUCCGAAGCGCCAUUGAUCGCGCUUAAGAUUAAACAGAUUAGAGAAUUGCAUAAUGGUAUUUGUGAUAUCGUCGUCAUGAUAAAUGAUAUUCACGGCCUUCAUCUCCUUCUGUGUUCGGUGAACUGCUUCACCGUAGUCGUGAGUACACUACUCACAGUCUACUUGGGUAUCGUGGAAAAGAAUUUCGCGUUUAUAUUAUUAAGUAAUUGUAAUUGGAUUAUGCAUACCAUGCAAUUUGGCCUGAUGUGUUGGAUUUGCACGCUCGCGCGUCAGGAGUCCGACAAGACUGGGAUAAAUAUAUAUGCAGUUGUACGGAAUUGCACAUCUGUGAAUCAUGAUAAAAUAAAUAGAGUAAAGAAUCAGUCGUAUCUAGAUAUGCCAACUGAAAACCCGGAUAGCGAGCAAGAUUCUAAAUGGAGUAGUAGUCACAAUCUGAAUUGCGUCGUUAUUGAAAAUCUCUUGCGCAAAAAUAUAGACCAAGACUGUAUUAGAAACGAGAUCAACGACUUUUCGAUUCAACUGCAACAGUAUCGAGUGACAUUUACGGCCUGUGGUUUCUUCGAAAUAAAUAAUGUUCUGUUUAGUGCCUGUGUGAAGUUAGCACCGCAUCUUUCAAAAUUGUAAGUUUUAUUAAGAGUACUAUUUGCACCCCAAAGAGUACUAGAGUUCCUGAUAGGUAUUAGCAAGAGUACCGCCGAAAUACUUAGAGAAAUUGCAAUUUGAAAAUAUGAGGUGCUAACUUCCCGUGGCACCGCAACAUGAAAAAUAUAUUGUUUUAAAGAUCCUAUCUUAAAGUACUCGAAAAGUACUACAGUUCCUGAUACAUUUUAACAA